CCUGCUUCGGUCCAGCUCGUUGGUGGCAUGGCAUGGGCCUCAUCUCGCCCGUCCUGCACUCGGUGGCCCGCCCUGUGACGCUCCCCGAGUUCGUCGACGCCGUCCGCGCAACAUGCCGCCCACGCUUCCCUCACCUCCGCACCGGCGCCCUCCGCCAGGUUGGGCUCGCCAUCAGCGGCGGCGUCGACUCAAUGGCCCUCGCCUUCUUGUCCAGCCAGCUCCUCCGCCACCACCUCCACAUGCGUAUCAAUGACAACCCCCUCGCCAGCUUUGUCGCCAUCGUCGUGGACCACCGCCUCAGGCCAACCUCGGAAGCAGAAGCAGUGGCCGUUGCUAGGGUCCUCCGUCGCCUGCGGAUCAAGCCAGCCAUCAGCAUCAUUAACUGGAAGCGUGAGGCUCAUAUGCUGCCUCCAAAGGACCACUCAAACCUCGAGACCCUCGCCCGCCAUAUGCGCUACCGUCACAUCGGCCUCGAGUGCGCCUUUCGCGGCAUCGGCAGCGUCCUCGUAGCUCAUCAUGCAGACGAUCAGUACGAAACUGUGCUGAUGCGUAUGCUGGGUGGUCAUCCCAGUCGUGGCCUGCGUGGCAUCCGCCCCGCGAGCGAGAUUCCCGAAUGCGAGGGGCUCUACGGCGCGUUUCGCAGUGGCUGGCUCGACGACAGGAUGCGCCAGAGACCCUACUUCAGCCAUACCAAUGCUGAGCGGGAUCGUCGUCGUCUCAGGAAGCGCAUCAGCAGUCUCAUGAGCGAGGAGCUCGCUAGCCUGCACGAGCCGGACCUCGAGUGGCCACUACAGCCGUCCUACGACGACGCGGCCGCCCGUGACCUCCAAAUCGAGAACAUUGCCAUGAACGCAAUCACUCCGUCCCCAGUCGAGGUCGAGGAUGGAGGAGUUAUGCUGUACCGCCCCUUGCUUGAAUUCGGCAAAGAUAGACUUAUAGCAACGUGCCUGGAGAACGAUAUUCCAUGGUUCGAGGACGCAACCAAUGCAGACGCCACCCUGACGAUGCGUAACGCUAUACGAGCUAUGCAUCGUGGUCACGAGCUGCCCAAUGCUCUCUCAAAGCCAGCAGUCCUUGCACUCGCAAAGCGCUGCGACAAGAAACAUGAAGCGCUGGAAGCGGAGGCUACGAGGUGGGCGCGGCAAGUCAUCAUCCAGGAUUUCAACAGCCAAGCAGGAACGCUACUCGCACAAUUCCCACACAUGGAAUGCCAGCUUCCGCCCUGGCAAGCCAAAUCUCAACUCCGCUUCAAGGCUCGGCUAGCCAGGUGUAGAGAAGUCGCAGGGCUCGUGCUCAAGAGCAUCAUGGCCAUGGUCAGUCCAGAGCACAACGGUCCUCCAAUGAUGUCUCUACAGAACCCGAUCAACACGAUAUUCCCUGCACUGUCUAUAGCCCUGAAAAGGACACCAGCAUCGCCCAGGGCGUUCAACAUCAAUGGGGUUCUUUUCAGACCAGUGCCGGCCACAUCACUGCGUGCAUCAUCCAGACCAGUGACCGGUCAAGACGACACCACUACAACUUCAGCAGAGACAUAUUCCUGGUAUCUUACGCGCGAGCCGUACCCUUCACCAGCGAAUAAGCCCCUUCCCCUCAACAAUCUACGCUACUGUCUCGCGAUCGAAAAGCCAUUCGAGUGCAAAACCAGAGACAUCAGAAGCGAUUGGACCGAAUGGAUGGCGUGGACCUUGUGGGACGGCCGCUUCUGGGUGCGCCUGCGUCACCGCAUGCCCUUCCAGCCCUUCAUUGGCCCAUUCCAAGAAGAACAUCAAAGGCCCUUCCGCGAUCGCCUCUCAAAGCGCGAGCGCGAGCACAUGGCUGACCUCUUAAAGCGCCACGCGCCCGGAAAGACCCGGUACACCUUACCUGCCAUCUACCUGGAGACUGAAGUCGAUUUUGAUAACCUCCCACCGGUCCCGAGCUACCCCUUCCGUCUUCCAGAAAAGCGCAACGGGCAGCUCACCCCGCAGUCAAUGCUGCUCGCCUUGCCAACGCUCGAAAUUAAUGCGCCCGGACUCAAGAACCUCGUCGAGUAUGAGAUCCGGUAUAAGCGCCUCGAUCGCCCGUUGCUGGAUAGAGCGACUGCGUACUCCACGGGCUCAUAUGUGACGCCGCUGUGGAGGAAUAAGUAUCGAACUAGGCGACGCGGUGGUACCCACUUGUCCUUUAGGGGGUCAAGAGCGCGCAACGGCGACAGGACGCAUGGUGGUUGUCCUUCAGGUCUUGUGGGCCGUCGCCGGACACGUACAAGGUCUGAGGUGGCGGCACAGAAGACCGCGGUACAACAUAAUAAAGAUGUCGAGACUCAGUUUGUUUUAGACGCCUAACACUGCGAUCACACGGCCUCCCGUCUUCUGGAGCGAGCGGAAUGUGAGGCAAACUUUGCAAAGCAACUCGGCACGAAAUCCUGCUAUCGCACCGACACUUCGAUGAGGAUUUAACAACAUACGCAGCACAGAAAGUGGCAUGGCGUCGAUAUGUAUCAAGUUCGAGCCUCUGUAGAAAGGGGAGGAGCAAGAUGAAGAAUUUGUCUUGUAAAAUAGCCAGCGAUCUCACCCUGUAAAGAGCCGUUUAGAGUAUCCUUGCAAAUUAUUUGGGCUGAUAC
Microdochium trichocladiopsis is the source of this 2602-nucleotide messenger RNA. RefSeq lists its product as uncharacterized. The record is from RefSeq and is a predicted model, not a curated record. The coding region runs from base 33 to 2324 and encodes 763 amino acids. NCBI's taxonomy places the organism in Eukaryota, Fungi, Ascomycota, Sordariomycetes, Xylariales, Microdochiaceae. The transcript has 2 exons. Gene Ontology annotation, biological process: tRNA processing. Gene Ontology annotation, molecular function: ligase activity, forming carbon-nitrogen bonds; ATP binding.